This is a messenger RNA of Cladocopium goreaui, 2991 nucleotides long. The record is from the annotation of a GenBank genome assembly. Lineage: Eukaryota; Dinophyceae; Suessiales; Symbiodiniaceae.
CUCGAGUCAUCGCUAUGCCCGAUGGGAUGCCACGCCUGGGCAGCCUGGACAUGCGGCAAACCACCGGCAGCUGGCGGCCACAAGGUCGAGAGAAGACGCGAUGGCAUCUCCCACAAGCAGUGCAUGGAUCGCCGUCAGGUGAAGCCUUCCCAGGCAAAGGGUCAGGGAAGACGUCGACGAGAACGAACGCUUUCAAUUCCACCGGAGACUUCAAGCGUCUCCGCAAGAAAAUGACGGCUAUCCACUCGGACGUGUUGUUAGCGCAAGUUGCUUCGCCCAAGACGCGCCUGCCGCUGUGGCCCAGGCGUCCGAUCGACGGCCGAGGUCCGGCGAAAGAGGACGAGUUGAAAAGGACAGCUUCUCAUCCUGUGAAGCUUCCGUCUGCGUCAGCCUCUCACCCGGUGCCUCAGCCGCCGUCGACGCCAGCGCAGCCAGUGCCAGCGCAGCCAGCGCAGCCGACCCCAGCGGCACCUGCGACGGAGGCAUCUGACGCCGUGGAGGGGCUGCAGCUGAUGGGACCUUUGCGACACAAGGCCGAGAAGGCCGAGAAGAUCGAGAGGAAUGAGACGGUGCCCAGCAACAAGCCAGUUGGCAAGGAAGGGCCGAGCUGCGAUCUCCCAGAGCCCAUCAAGUGGCGAGCAGGCCCAUUGGUGCCGAGUGUGGAUGAUUGUUUGGAUCGUUAUUAUACCGACUUGGUCCCUGCCGAAGAUGUGCAGAGGAUGCGAGUGAUUUUUUCGCGCUUUUCCAAUUCCAAUUUCGAAAUCACCAAGGAGGAGCUCCCAGAACUCUUGGGUCGCCUCUGCUUUUUCCUGGUGACGGCAGAGAAGUGCAAUCAGAUUGCCAAAGAGUCGACACAGUUCGAGGCCCUGGAUUUCAAUGACUUCCAGGAUUUCUACGAGCGCUAUGCACACUACGAACGGCAGAACCUCCACGGGAGAUUGAAAAGGUGGCGUCCCAAUCCCUACGCCCGAGAAGAUGCCGAUUUCGCCCUGCAAAACAUUCGACAAACCAUGCGGCCCUUCAGUGUGGUAUCCACUUCAAAUACAAUGAAUGACAUCCGAGAAGUGGCAGGUCUUAAGCGACAUGACUGCGACCAUGCCCUUGCCCUGAUUCGUUUCCUUGCAGCUUAUCGAUCCUGUGAAGGUUUCACCGUGGCAGAACUGGAGAAGCUGACAGAAGCAUUCCAUCACUGCGAAAGUGAUGUAGUGAAUCUGGGACCUGAAGGCCGACUGAUCCGAAGUACGGAGCUGGCAAGGGGCCUCUUGCGCUUUGGGGGACUCUAUUGUAUAGAUCACUUGCAAGCGCUGAUCCAUAAUCAGUCGCGACACUUCGCAGAGAAGACGCACGGUAUUUGCUUCUACGAGUUCCUGGUGAAUGCACGACAGCUACGACAGAUGGAACUUUCGGAGGUUGCAGGAUAUUUCAACUCAUUGGACACAGACAAGGACGGCUUCAUCUGGGGUCAGGACCUACAGGCACUCUGUAAACCUCUGGGCUUUAGUCUCUUAACUGCGGAGCUCAACGAACUCAAGGGCAACAAGGGCGUCACAGACGAUUCUCGCCUUUCCUUCGAUGCUGCGUAUGACUUUGUGAUCUACGUGCGAGAGAGGAAUGGCUUUACACAGAAUGAGAAGGCGGAGUUUCUGAAGACUUUUGAUCACUUUUGUAAGGCCAAUAACGAAAUGCCCACGCUGCAGGUGAUGGAACUUCUCUCUUGGCAGGGCUUUAAAAAUCGGGUGGAGGACGUGUGGAAGAUGGUUCAGCAGGUGGAUUUCAAUGAGAAUGGCACCAUGGAUGCGACGGAAUACCUUCGCUUGAUGCGUUUGCAGAAGGAGGUGAAGUUAUCCGUCUACCGCAAGGUUUUUCAGCGACGUGAAUUGAGUACGACGGCCAUCACCAAGGAUUUACUGAAAGAUGCUUUCCUCGAAGCGGACCUGAAUGCGCCGCCACGUCUCGUGGAAGAGGCCUUCAUCAGCUGCAUCUCGGAACAGGGGCAGGUGUCCUCAGGCCUCUCUUGGGAUCUCUGGGUGAGAGUUGCGGAGCAGAUCCGUAAGUUGAUCCCCGUGGAGAACCGGAAACAGGCCACCUUCAGUGAUGCCGAGCUGGAUCAGCUGAGGACAGCCUUUAAUCUCCAAAGUUCCGAUGGCUUUGUGUCGAAGGGCCAGCUAUUGUGGAUGCUGGCAGACUCCGGGAUGCCGGUCAACAAGGCCAGUGGACGACGAGACUUAUACCUGAGCCUGGAUCGAGCCCGGAGGAAAGCGCUGGAUGCCGGGGUCCCAGAGGAGGAUGUGGGUCAAAUUGGCAGCCCCCGCAUUCGCUUCUUCCCGGUGGUUCACUUGGCGCGGGCCUUUCUCAAGAACUUGACCCAGAAAGUCUUGGAACGGGAAGAAGCGGCAAUGAGGGCCGUGCGCUUCUCUUCCACGGAAGUCAUGGAACUUCGCCACCUCUUUGAGCGUGAGGCGCAGGAGUGUAUCAAGGAGGAGCAACAACAUGACAAGGAGGACGAGCCACGCAGUCUGGGCACCGUCAUUCGACUCUUGGGUCAAGAAGCUCGGGUGCCCAUCAGCCGCGUCAUUCUGAUGACCGCACGCAUCGGGGCUCGCAUCAAGAUUUCGCAAAAGGAGGAGCUGUAUUUCAAGAUCCGAGAGCUUUGCGUCCAGGACCCUGGGGAAACACAUCGAGGUAUCGACUUCCCGUGCUUCCUGCAGCUGAUGCAAUGGAUGUUGGACUGCAACUUUGGCGAUAUCAACUCGGCGGCUGAGCGAUCCCGCUGACACGGCGAUUGAGAUGAUUGCAGAUGUGCCCCAGGGCGCUGAAACGAUUCCCAAUCUUUAGCGUCGCCGGGUACGGCUCCGUAAACGCAGGGGCUGUCCCAGCACCCCGCGCGCCUCUGGACGUCCAAGAUGGCCAGAGCCGUGUCACUGGUCGAGUGUGUACAGAGCAUAUCCAAAUGUCUGCAGCCACAGAAGCUACAUUGUGCUACAAUUCCAC